Messenger RNA from Fraxinus pennsylvanica, 495 nucleotides. NCBI's taxonomy places the organism in Eukaryota, Viridiplantae, Streptophyta, Magnoliopsida, Lamiales, Oleaceae. The record is from the annotation of a GenBank genome assembly.
AUGAAGUUGGUAUUGAGAGUCAUUGCAACACACAUAGAUGCAACACCCACAUAUUCAACAGCCAAUAAUAUUCAACCUAUUGUAUCAACGAUUUUACCUCCAUCUACUUCUGCCAUGCGUGCUAUUGCUCUGAAGGUGGCAGAAAGGGCUUUAUUUUUAUGGAACAAUGAUCAUAUCGAGAAUCUGAUCAAACAAAAUCGUAAAGUUAAUUUGCCAAUUAUCUUCCCUACCUUAGAGAAGAAUGCAAGAAACCACUGGAAUCAGGCAGUUCAGAGCUUGACACUAAAUGUUCAGAAGAUCUUCUCUGAUGCUGAUUCCGAGCUCUUUGAGGAGUGUUUGCUUAAGUACCAAGAAGAUGAAGCUCAAGAAGAAGAAAUCAAAAUAAAGCGUGAAGCCACUUCGAAGCAGUCCAAAGAUAUUGCUGCUGUGAAAGUUUCAAGUAAUGAACCUGUGCUCGUGCCUCACAGGGUAAGCACAAGCCCAUUGUCUGGCUAG